UGACACCAGCUCCAAGUUGGAAUCUUGUAGAUACAUUUUGUUGUUGGUUGUUGGACGACUUAAUAUUAAAGUCCUAGGAUACUAAGGGAAUGCAACGUAAACAAUAACAUUUAAACGUGACUAUAAUAGCUUCGUGUGGUAUUUCGCGAAAUUCGAAGUUUAAUAUAAAGUUCUGGUGCAGCGCAAGAAGUUAAAGUUGAGGAGUGCACACCCUAAAACUGGUUUUGAGUUUACCAAGUGGAGCGACUGUAUAUAUGUAUAUAAAUACAUAAAUAUAUGUACAUGCAUCUGUAAAAGUCUUCAGAAAUUUCAACUCUACUUAGGAAUUGCGCUGCAUAAAAGAAGCAUUCCAUCGUGAAAUAUAAAUGAUUAAAUUUUAACUGGAGGCUAAAAACAAGUAACUGCCAUCAAAAUGGGAGAAUGCUGUCAAUCGUGCAUGGCGCGUAUACCCUACGCCACUUUGAUUGCCACUCUCAUGUGCCUCCUAGGCGUGGGCAUCUUUUGCUUCACCAUGUACCGAGGAGCCUCACUCACCGUCAUAAUGUUUGAUCAAGUCUUUCAUUUGCGGCUGAUAUGGAUCGAGGCAGUGCAAAUGAUAUUUGUCAUAAUUGGUGCUGGGAUGGCUGCCCUCGGAUUUAUGAUAUUAUUCGUUGGCUUCUUGGCCACCGGAUCCACCAGAUACAAGGUUUACAGGGCGUGGCGAUCACGAGUGGGCGGUCGAAUCUCCUGCGCAGUUCUUAUGGGGAUCACAUAUCUUCUCAACUUUGUGUGGAGUUUAAUCCUCUGUUUUCUGGUUGUAGUCACCUUUAUUUACACGAUGUUUUGGAACAUGUGCUCGAGUGUGGAGCACUCUCAAAGUUGCAUUGAUUUGACACAAUUCCAUUUCAUGUUUCCGCCAAACACAAAACUUGAGGAUAUGAAGGUCUGCGAAAAGUACGAGAUCAAGGCGUUCUGUAAGGACGGCGUCGAGAACGCCGAAGUCAUGUUCAUAUUGGCCACCCUGUCUACUCUGUUAGUCAUCCUUAGUCUUGUCCAUUAUUUGAUGUGUCUCUCCGCCAAUUAUGCCCAUAUUCGGGACCACGAAAAGUUUCAGGAGCUACAGGAAAUCCAAAACCUCAACGAGCUGGAGUACAGCGCCACGUCGAAGGAUCGAUUCUAGGAUAUAUUUCAGAAGAUUCAAUUUGAGCUUAAGGACAAGCCUAGCGCUAUUUGAGACAUUGACACUUUAUACAACGAACACUGAGCUAGAUUUCAGCAAAAGCCAACUAUCUAUAGUUUGUCUUAAGAAUAAAGUUGUGUUCAAUGCUUUUUAUGUUCAUUUAAUGAGUUAGUUGCUUAUAUUUAAUUUAUAUUCAAAUCCGUUCAAUCAAAAGAAAGGUCCCACUGAAAUUCCACUCUGUACAAUCUUCGAUUUCCGUCCAUUAACUUAAGUUAGUAUACCCCACUUAAUUAUAGUUCAAUCAUGAAAUUAUGUUGUUAGUUUGUUAUCAUCCUGCAGACGAAAAAAAUCCAUUCAAACAUAAUAAAUGCACACGCUUAUGCUCAAAUUGAUUCUUCUGAAUUGCCGAAUGCAUUAAAUACAAAAACGUUAGUUAAUUGGAACUUAUUUCCUAUCACAUAGUGUAAUUCAUCUGUGCGCGGACUACCAUCAAUAUCUGUACAAGAAAUUACCUUAACAUGUAUUAACAUCACUCAUGCAUCUAUAGUUGUAAAGCAAUACGAAUCCUGCCGUAGUAAAUCUUUAAGUACGGCAGUCGGAGUUUAAACAGAAUCGAAUGGAUUUUAAUUGACUAAUCUAAGUAUAAAUAUAUUUACCUUGUAUUUUAAUAAUACAUUAUUUUAUUAGUAAUUUAGUAUAUACACAUACAUACAUAAUAAUUAUAAUACUAAUAUAUUUUAUACUACACUUUUCCUUCCCUAAAAGUAUACAAAAAUGAGGGAUUAUGGAGUGUUGUUUACAUGUAGAACUUAAAAUGUGAAAUAA
Molecule: messenger RNA, 1984 nt
Organism: Drosophila kikkawai
Lineage: Eukaryota; Metazoa; Arthropoda; Insecta; Diptera; Drosophilidae
Gene: M6
Product: neuronal membrane glycoprotein M6
Biological process (GO): neuron projection development
Cellular component (GO): plasma membrane
Source: RefSeq, a predicted model, not a curated record